AUGAAUGAAGAAUUGAUUAGGCAGUUUUUGGAGCAGGUAAAGAAAGAUAAAUUCAAUAUAAAAAAUAACAUCAGGGUAACCACUGAUUUUUUAAGUGACAAGCCUUUCUUAAAUGAUAGUGUAAAAAAUAGCUCAUCAGAUUCAGAUGACAAGUUUUUGGAUGCUUUUGAAAAUUUUGCCGAGUUAGUUUGCCCAAAAGUUGAUGCCGGAGAACUUAAAUGUAUGCAUAUGAUGAAACCUGUAAAAGAAAAAAAAUCAAGAGAUUCAUACAAAGAGAAAUUAAAAUAUGAAAAAGUUAAAGAGUCAAUCAAACCUGAAUAUCGAUAUAAACCAGAAAUAAGGCAAAAUUACUAUGAAACAGGAAUCUCAAUGGCAGAGUCUUUAAAAACUAUGCGUGAAUUACGAAACAGAGAAGAAGAGCUGAGAAGAGAAUACAAAAAGUUUUAG
Molecule: messenger RNA, 447 nt
Organism: Strongyloides ratti
Lineage: Eukaryota; Metazoa; Nematoda; Chromadorea; Rhabditida; Strongyloididae
Exons: 2
Coding region: 1-447 (148 amino acids)
Source: RefSeq, a predicted model, not a curated record